Messenger RNA from Spirodela intermedia, 162 nucleotides. NCBI's taxonomy places the organism in Eukaryota, Viridiplantae, Streptophyta, Magnoliopsida, Alismatales, Araceae. The record is from the annotation of a GenBank genome assembly.
AUGGCGGGAGAGAGAAGAAAGUGGGUUUCGGCGGGAGGGAGAGAGAGAGAAAGAAAAAGAUGGGGUACGUGGCGAUGGCGGGAGAGAGUGGGAAGAGGUUUCAACGGGGGGGAGAGAGAAAGAGAAGUUCUCGUGGUGGGGGAGAAAAAGGUGGCGGAAUGA